AUGUCUCUUCUCCCUCUCGCCAUCGUUUCCGCGGUGGUCGCCUGUCUGGGUUGGCCUGUCAUUAAACACCAUGUCAUCAGCUCCCCACUUGACGUCUUGAACGGGCCCAAGCCAUCCUCGUUCUUCUUGGGUACGUUUUAUACACUUGCUAUGAUUGAAAUGGGUCUUCCUGACACUACCACUGGUAAUAGGCAAGGAUGGCGUAACUUUGCCCAGAGCGCAGACGCGUUCGGUCGCGCGUGGCUUGCUAGAGGAUUCUUCUACGCCCCUGUGCUCGUCAUCCACGACCCCAAGGCGCUGCACACGGCCAUGGUGAAAGACGAACAUAUCUGGCAGAAGGGCCUCGCGCCUUCGGACAACCUCACGCUUCUCCUUGGCCCUGGGGUUCUUUCUACGCGCGCAGGGCAACACAAGCGCCAGCGGAAGUUGUUGAACCCGGUCUUCUCCGUUGCGCAUCUGCGCGACAUGACCCACAUUUUCUACAACGUUGCGCACAGGGUACACGCUGCACUGGCGAAGCGUAUCCCCAGCACCGAGAUCGCGCAAGAGGUAGACAUCAACGGCUGGAUGGGUCAUAUCACGCUGGAAAUGCUCGGCCAGGCCGGUCUCGGGUACUCGUUCGACGACUUCACCGACGACAAGACGGACACGUACGGGGAGUCAAUCAAGCUUUUCUUCCCCAAGCUCUCCGCCACGCGCUUCUACAACCUCUUCACCGCGCGGCUCUCGUGGUACCUGCCUGAUCCCGUCAUCCGCCAGAUUGGCCGCUCCGCGCCGACUAAGGGAAUCCGCGAUGUCAUGAAGAUCUCGGACACGAUGAUGCAGCGCUCGAAGGAGAUCGUCGCGGAGAAAAAGGCCAAACUCGAGAAGGGCGACGCCGCGCUUAAGCACGAGGUCGGCGAGGGCAAGGACAUCAUGAGCAUCUGCCUGCGGGCGAACAUGGCGGCCGCCGACAACGAGAAGAUGACGGACGAGGAGAUCCUCGCGCAGAUGUCCACGUUCAUCCUCGCCGGCAUGGACACCACCUCGAACGCGCUCUCCCGCAUCCUGUGGCUCCUCUCCGGCCGGCAGGACGUGCAGGCGAAGCUCCGCGCCGAAAUCGUCGAGGCGCAGGGCGGCCUCCCCUACCUCGACGCCGUCUGCCGCGAGACCCUCCGCGUCUACGCGCCCGUGACGCUCGCCCCGCGCGUCGCGACCCAGGACACGGUCAUCCCGUUCUCCGCCCCCGUGCGCACGCGCGACGGGCGCGAGAUCACGGAGAUCGCGGCGCCGCGCGGCACGAUCGCGCUCAUGCACUACCAGGCGUCCAACACCGACGCCGCGCUCUGGGGGCCCGACGCGCGCGAGUGGAAGCCGGAGCGGUGGCUCGCGCCGCUCCCCGCGGGCCUCGAGGACGCGCGGAUCCCGGGGGUGUACGCGCACCUGAUGACGUUCGCCGCGGGCACGCGCUCGUGCAUCGGCUUCAAGUUCUCGCAGCUCGAGAUGAAGAUCGUGUUGUCCGUGCUGCUCCCCGCGUUCUCGUUCGAGCUCACGGACAAGCCCGUCGCGUGGAACUCGUCCGCGGUCAUCUAUCCCACUAUGGGCGAGGAGAGCAGCAAGCCGGAGCUGCUGCUCAUGGUUAAGGCGCUCAAGGCCUGA
This is a messenger RNA of Epithele typhae, 1638 nucleotides long. Its product is annotated as cytochrome P450. NCBI's taxonomy places the organism in Eukaryota, Fungi, Basidiomycota, Agaricomycetes, Polyporales, Epitheliaceae. Gene Ontology annotation, molecular function: iron ion binding; oxidoreductase activity, acting on paired donors, with incorporation or reduction of molecular oxygen; monooxygenase activity. The transcript is spliced from 10 exons. The record is from RefSeq and is a predicted model, not a curated record. The coding region runs from base 1 to 1638 and encodes 545 amino acids.